Anguilla rostrata (American eel) is the source of this 5675-nucleotide messenger RNA. It is a transcript of the gene ripor2, whose product is annotated as RHO family interacting cell polarization regulator 2. The coding region runs from base 352 to 3342 and encodes 996 amino acids. The record is from RefSeq and is a predicted model, not a curated record. Lineage: Eukaryota; Metazoa; Chordata; Actinopteri; Anguilliformes; Anguillidae. The transcript has 22 exons.
GGAUUAUGUCCCGCCCACUGGAUGAACAUUGGAUGUUUAUUGGUUCGUCGCAGCUCCAAAGGGUACUACGAACCUAAACUGAGAUGCACAUGAUUUUUGUUAGGCACUGUAAGCGCGGCUACAUCUGGAACAACCACGAAGCAAAUAAGAAUUCUGUUUUCCGCCGGCAUCUGCAGGAGCGCUCAGUCGAAUGCCUUCUUUCAGUUAAUCUAUUGCUGUAACAAAAAACGGCGCGCACGGCGCAAGGAGGAAAGUGGUUUUAACGUAUGGAUGGAAAGACGCAGGUAACCAGGCUUUCGGAUUCAACUGAAGUAGUUUCCUAGAGGAGUGUCCUCCCGCUGCCCCGAGAUCAUGGCGUCCGGCACGCACUCGCCCGGAGGCCCCAACGGAAUCAUCCGGAGCCAGUCCUUCGCCGGGUUCAGCACGCUGCAGGAGCGGCGCUCGCGGUGCAACUCCUUCAUCGGAAACUCGGCGGCGCAGAAGAAGCCGCAGUCCAAGCCAAAGAAGACGCACGCGUCCGGGCACAAGGCCAGCAGCUCCUCCCACCAGCCGCAGCCCAAGAGGGUGGAGGAGGUGUACGGCGCCCUCAAACGCGGCCUGGAUGAGUACCUGGAGGUGCACCAGGCAGAGCUGGACAAACUCACCUCCCUGAUGAAGGACAUGAAGAGGAACUCCAGACUGGGCGUGCUGUAUGAUCUCGACAAGCAAAUCAAAACCAUCGAGAGAUACGUUCGACGCCUGGAAUUCCACAUCAGUAAGGUGGACGAGCUGUACGAGGCCUUCUGCAUCCAGAGGCGUCUGCAGGACGGGGCCUGCAGGAUGAAGCAGGCCUUCUGCGCCUCGCCCUCCACUAAGGGCACCAGGGAGAGCCUGGCCGAGGUCAACCGCCGCUACAGAGAGUACAGCGAGAAUAUGUGCACGUUUGAAGGAGAGCUGGAGAACCUGCUGGGGGAGUUCCACAUUAAGAUGAAAGGUCUGGCAGGAUUUGCACGUCUCUGUCCAGGAGAUCAGUAUGAAAUCUUCAUGCGCUACGGACGCCAGCGCUGGAAGCUGAAGGGGAAGAUCGAGGUGAACUCCCGGCAGAGCUGGGACGGGGAGGAGAUGGUGUUCAUGCCACUCAUCACAGACCUCAUCUCCAUCAAGGUGUCGGAGCUGAAAGGCCUGGCCUCGCACAUCCUGGUGGGCAGCGUCAUCUGCGAGACCAAGGACCUGUUCACCGCCAUGCCGCAGGUGGUCGCCGUGGACAUCAACGACCUCGGCACCAUCAAGCUCAACCUGGAGGUCACAUGGUUUCCGUUCGAUGCGGAGGACCUGACCCUGUCCUCGGGGAACCUGAGCAAGGCCACGGCCCUGCAGAGGCGGGUGUCUGUGUACAGCCAGGGCACGCCCGAGACGCCCACCUUCCAGGACACCUCCUUCUUCUCGGUCCUCCCCGACGACGUUUUUGAGAACGGCGAGAGCAGCGCCCCCGAGUGCAAGCGCCUCUCCUUCAACUUCACCGACUCGGCCCGGUCCAGCCCCAGCCCGGGCCAGUCCACCCCCGAGAUCACGGUCACGCCCCCGCCCCUGGAGGGCGACCGCCAGCCCCGACCGCUCCGGCGGGCCGGGGAGGGGGAGGAGCCGGACCGGGAGGGGGCGGAGACGGCCAGCGAGACGGAGGCGGAGUCGGAGUGGGAGCGGGGCGGCUCGCCGUCGCUGUGCUCGGAGCAGCUGUCCGCCGUGGCGCCGGAGGACGUGUUCCUGGACCACGGCGUGGCCGGCGCCCUGCUGCCGGACGAGGGCUCGGAGCUGAAGCCCGUGGAGCUGGACACGGACGAGGGCAGCCUGACCAAGCAGCUGGUGCGGAGGCUGACCUCGGCCGACGUGCUGCCCGAGGCCGGCGUGAGCUGGGCGGGGCCGGAGGCGGGGCCGGAGGCGGGGCGCGGGUGGCCGCUGGAGACCAGCCUGGAGGAGGCCAUUCAGAGCCUGCUCCUCAGACUGGAGAGCCCGGGGGAGGUGUGCCGCGAGCUGCAGGACCUGGAACAGGAAGUGAUGCGUCUGGAGGACCUGCUGAAGUGCCGAGCGCCCGCCCACAGGAGCCGGUCCUCCAGUCUCAGUCUGACGGUUGAGAGCGCUCUCGAGAGCUUUGACUUCCUCAACACCUCAGACUUUGACGACGACGACAUGGGCGAGGACGCCCUCCCCCGCUCCGUGUUCUUUGACAUGGAGGCGGAGAGGAUCGGGCCAGGGCAGCAUCCAGAGGCCAGGGGCCACCUGAGCGAGGCCCUGACAGAGGACACGGGGGUGGGGAACAGCGUGGCCGGCAGCCCCCUGCCCCUCACCACGGGCAACGAGAGCCUGGACACCGCCAUCAUCAUUCACCUGCAGUACUGCAGCCACCUCGUCCAGCUCUUGUCCACCGGGGGGAGCCCCUCGCAACGCAAAGCCUGGCUGCACAAGAUCUCCACUCAGACCCAGCUGCUGGAGGAGGUGGGCGAGAUCAGCACGGAGCGUCUGGGGGGCGCGGUCUCGGCAGCUGACGUGGUCGUGGGACUGGCAGAGAAGCCCGCGCUGCUCUCCCUGUGGACGGCCUGCAGUGGCUCCGGGGGCCUGUUCCACACCCCGGCGGACCGGGCGGUCAAGCACAUGGACCGCAGCUUCAGCGCCGCCCUGCUGGCCAGCCGCGCGCACACCACCGACUCAGUAAUCCGGCGGUUGGUGAAUGAGAUGAUGGACAGGACCGAGCCGGGCCCCUCCCCCUCCCCCUGCGGCUCGCCCCCCGCCGUGUCCCAGGACGUCCUGACGGUGUUCCAGUUCCACAGCUACGCCUCCGCGCACGGCGUGACGGACAUGGCGGAGCACCUCCUGCAGGUGGCGCGCGAAGCUGUGUUCGUGGAGAGCCUGUGUUCCGGUGACCCGGAUUGGGCCCUAAGGGAGCUGGCGGAGGUGACGGCGUCCAGUCUGAAGCCCCAGCCGGAGACCCUGAGGGCCCUGGGCGCGCUCCUGACCGCCGACACGCCCCAGCUCAGCAAGGCCGCGGCCGCCUUCCUCUCCUCCGCCUCCGCCCACCUCCCGUUCAGGUCUAAGGCGGUGGAGUGCUACACUCAGGCCCUGUCGGAGGAAGGGGUGGAGGCGCAGAGAGGAGCGUGCGCCGCUCUCAGCUGCUUACAGGCCCAUGAAAGUGUCGAGGCAGUGGUGUCGCUGUGCGACUCGGCCGAUGAAGAGCUCCGCCACGUCGCCAUAGAAACCCUCCUCACCCUCGGCGAGGAGGGCCGGCUGGCGUACGAGCAGCUGGACACCGUCCCCAGGGAGAUGGUGCGACUGGGCACGCGGCGAGGGAACGCCGUCACCACUGCCUUUUGAGAUGGCCCGUUCCAGGAUCGCAUGGACCCCUCCUGCCUUCCCCCCGCCGCCCUCUCCAGUGUCCUAGGCCUGGAGAGGCUACGGCUGGACUGACCCGGGGGGGCCUAGCAGGGGGGUCUAGGACAUGCCCAAGGCUCCUUUCAUUCACAGACUGGACUACAUGAUUUGGUGUUCAUUCUGACCACUAUUAAGCCAUUUCUGUCUGCACAAAGAAUUUUAUUAUUAAUUAUUACUAUAAUUAUGGUUGUCCUCAUUGUUAUUAUUAUUACUGCGGUUAUUAAUUAUUCAUUUCAGCGGCUCAUAUUCUUGAAUUUUACUUAUUUUUGUGCGCUUUGAAAAUUGCACUGCUGUUACCAGAGGCCUGUAAAUACAGUGACAUUAUACAGUGGUUUGUAUGAUGUGGGGAACGGUACUUGACCUUGUUUUCUCCGGUACGUAACGUUCAGUUUCAGGGAUUUUUAUGGACUCUUAUUUGCUUUUGUCAACAUGUAUUGUGGGUUUUCACGGCCUCUGCUUGUGGUGUCUCAGAGACUCAUUUUGGGGGGGGGGGGGAGAGGGUGGGGGGGUUCGAAAGGAUGUAGCUUACCUGCUGUCUGCAAGACCCUGCGCCUGUCUGCCUGCUCUGAGACGGUGUGGAACACAGACCCCGGCCUCUCCUCUGAUGGGUACGCCCCCCUCCCUCCGCCCGUGAGCGUCGCUCGCCCAGUCUCCCUCGGCGGAAAGGGAGGGCUGGCCGGCCGGCGUCGGGGUGCUGGGCGCCUGUCAGAGCGCUCGGAGCAGAGCGGGAGGGGUUCGAAAUGCUACCGCUCAGGCAGCCCAGUGAUUUACAGCUCCUGUCUCGCCCGGCGCACUGAGGCCUGUGCACAGCUCGUCUCCGGAGCCUGUCUGGAACCAGGGGGGCUUUCAGCACAGGGGCGGGGGGAAGAGACGCAGGAGAGACUGAAGUCAGAAAGCUGCGUGAUCCAUUCAGCUCGUGUGCCUACUGUAACCGUACCGCUGAGACGUUCACCGCGACCAGUCUUUCUCUACUGUCUUUUUUUUUUUUUUUUACGCUCGAGUAUUUCGAUACUUUAACCCUUUUUACAAAAAAAAAAGAAAGAAAAAAGCUUCAGGGUACACGUGAAAUUUGAGCUGCCUACGAGCUGCGCAUUUAUAUUAACGCACGUUCCUGUCCAUAAUUAUACACUGUUUAUUAUCAGGAACAAAAUGUCCUCUGUUUCCCUGUGAGAAAACAGGACUCAUCAGUAGUUCCGCCUUGAUUUUUUUCUGUACGCAGACCAUGUCGUUUUUCCCUAGAUGAAUUUUAAACUUUCAUCCCGAGAUGAGACUUCAGUUAACGUAAUUAAUUUAAGGACUUCACCAGCACCUUAUUUGUAAAUUAACUAUUGUUAUGGGAAUACAACAUGCUGGUUUGUAGAUUUUGUUUCUUGAAUAGAUUGAAGUACAUUUCUGUUUUGUUUUGCCCAACCAUUGUGGAUAUGUUUCUCUGUUAGUUACAUAGGCGAAAGACCAAAGGAUGUCAUCAUGAAAUCUCAAGGGCAGAUCCUGAAAUGGCUAUGAAUUAAUUCAACUGUAACAUUGUUGAAAAGGAAAUGAGAUGAAAAAAAAAUUUAUGUUGCAACUGCAAUUUAGAUGUGAAUAUAACAAUAAGACAAAAAGCCAUAGCAUUACCUGGGGAAAAAAAAUAAUUUAAAGCAGUAUUUAUGUUGUAACAAAACCAUGUAGUUUUAUAUAAACCUUGAAUAGAAAUGUGUACAUUAUGUGUGCGAGAUGAAAGAUAACUUUAGGAAUUUUCAUUUUUGCGGAUAAGUUGAACAGACCUCGUACUCUCUUUAACAGAGCUGCAAUUUUUUUUCCCUCUUUGUACUGUGAAUUCUAUUUAAUAUGGAAAUAUUUUGGUUAAUAUUGUUUCUCUGUUGCUACUUCUGAAGGUAACACUGUCUUUCACAGAGGUAUAAAGAGGCCUGUUACAAUUUUUAUAUACCAUAUUUAUAUCCAAGUCUCACAGCAUGAACCUAAAUUCAAAGUCACAAUACAAAAUGGAGUGUCAUGUCUAUUGACCCUUUGAACAUCUCCAGUGUCUAAACAGUGUCUCUACAGCUGCAAAAAAACAUUCAUUUUCUAUGCCAGUAAUACAUAUCAAUUGAAAUUCAAGUCCACUCACUACAGUAUUGACUAUUUAAAUCUGUCAGACAUGGAGUAAAUCUGGUAGAUUUAUUGUGGAGGUCCGAAUGAUUUUCGCCGCACUGAUUACUGUCGUUUUCUCCUUUGGGUUCACGAUUUAGUAUUCGUUCAGCUCAUUAAAAGUGGCAAUAAAGUUUAUUUUUGCAUAA